AUGUCGGAUAAAGGUAUCCCACUGUCAGGUCUGCAGUCCGCGGAAUCUUCAGCAACAACAAGUGAAAAUGUACAAAUUGCCAACAACAACACCAACUCGCCUGAAGUCCAGGGACCAUAUUCCGUCUUCACCAGUUCGCAAAAACUGGCCAUUGUGUUGCUUGUAGCCUUUGCCUCCUGCUUCUCUCCUCUCAGCAGCUUCAUCUAUUAUCCUGGUCUUACGGCGGUCGCGAAGGACUUGCAUACGACCCUAUCCAAGAUCAAUCUCACAAUAACGUCUUACAUGAUUGUCUCCGGGGUUGCACCCACAGUCUUUGGGAGUAUGGCCGAUCAGGUGGGAAGACGGCCUGUUUACCUUCUUAUGUUCCUUCUUUACGUCUUUGCCAAUGUUGGACUGGCUCUGCAAAGUAACUAUUCAGCUCUACUGCUGCUCCGCAUGCUCCAGAGUGCCGGUGGUUCGGCCACGAUCGGUCUCGGCUACGGCGUCGUUGGCGACAUCACAGAGUCUUCUGAGCGUGGAGCGUACAUGGGAAUCCUAGGAUGCGGCCCAAACGUCGCGCCUGGCCUGGGACCUGUCCUCGGCGGCGUCCUCAUAGAGAAGGCGGGAUGGCGUUGGACCUUUGGAUUUCUGGCAAUUUCGGGCGCUCUCAGCCUCGUUCUCAUUGCUGUCCUGCUGCCUGAAACUGGACGCAACAUUGUUGGAAAUGGCUCCCGCCCCACCCCGAACAUGAACCAAAGUGUCGUACUCCUCUGGCGAGAGAACAGACGGAAGAAGACCACUCUGCUGCCUCACGGAUAUCGCACGGAUGCAUCAGAAAGCGUUGCCCGCAUAGCAACGAUGAGGUUACCAAAUCCGCUAGGAAGCGUUCACAUAUUCCUGCAAAGCGAAAGCGCCCCUGUUAUCCUGAUCAAUGGGGUCUUCUACAGUGCCUACUGCUGCUUGCAAGCUUCCCUGUCGUCACUAUUCAUCAGCAUCUAUGGUUACAGAGAGCUCGAAGCCGGCUUAAUCUAUAUUCCAUUCGGUGUGGGGUGUUUUGUUGCAUCUUUACUCUCAACAUUAACGCAGCUUUCUGCUUCCGAAGGGAAUAUUCUUACGCAUGACUAUCGCUGCCUUGCUGUUCGCCACGGUCUUCCCACCUCCAGCGCUGAGACCCCAGAGUCUCAGAGACUUGCGUUUCCUAUAUUUCACGCCCGCCUACGAAGCAUGGCUUACCUGCUUCCUCUUUCCAUCUUUCCCCUCCUCGCGUACGGCUGGGUGCUGGAGUACCCCCUGCACCCGUCCAUUCCUCUCAUCCUCCAAUUCUUCAUCGGCGGCGCAACGACCAUCAUCUUCAACGCAUGCGGGACGCUGCUGGUCGAUUUACAUGCCUCACGCCCGUCGACGGCUCAGGCGGCUCUGAACCUGCUCCGCUGUGCAUUUGCCGCCGGGGAGCUUGCGGCACUGCAGCCGCUCAUCAACGCUAUCGGUAUGGGAUUGUGCUACACUGUGAUUGCACUGAUAACUGGGGGUAUUGCCGCCGCGCAGGAUAUCAAUCUCUUUGCGACCGACACAUAUCUCUUCACAAUGGGACCCCAACGCACCGUCGCACCCAAGGCUUCAGGCCGUGGAGGCAAGACCGCGAAGAACCAGAAGGUCACAAAGAAGUACACCAUCAACUGCAGCCAGCCCGUCAGCGACAAGAUCUUUGACCUGUCUGCGUUCGAGAAGUUCCUGCACGACCGCAUCAAGGUCGAAGGCCGUACCAACAACCUCGGCGACAACAUCAACAUUUCGCAGGUUGGCGAUGGAAAGAUCGAGGUCGUCACGCACAUUCCUUUCUCCGGCCGAUACCUGAAGUACUUGACGAAGAAGUUCCUCAAGAAGCAACAACUCCGCGACUGGCUGCGUGUCGUGUCGACCAGCAAGGGUGUCUAUGAAUUGAGAUUCUUCAACGUGGUCAACGACGAGGGUGACGAGGACGAGGAGUAG
Exophiala xenobiotica is the source of this 1968-nucleotide messenger RNA. RefSeq lists its product as uncharacterized. The transcript has 6 exons. The coding region runs from base 1 to 1968 and encodes 655 amino acids. The record is from RefSeq and is a predicted model, not a curated record. NCBI's taxonomy places the organism in Eukaryota, Fungi, Ascomycota, Eurotiomycetes, Chaetothyriales, Herpotrichiellaceae. Gene Ontology annotation, biological process: transmembrane transport; translation. Gene Ontology annotation, molecular function: structural constituent of ribosome; transmembrane transporter activity. Gene Ontology annotation, cellular component: ribosome.